GGGCGCGGAGCGGCGGCUCCGGGCCGCGGAGUCCCAGCGGCGGCCGCAGCCCCUCCGGCACGGCGCGGCCCCGGGCCCAUCCCGGGAACCGCCGCUAGGUGGGGGGGGGAGCCCGGCCCCGGCCGCCCCGGCCGCACAACAAUGACUUUGGGCAGCAGCGGCGGAGGCGGCUGCGGGAUCAUGUCCGAGCGCUCCCCGGAGGAAGAACCGCUCUCCGAGGUGGAGGACGCGGAUAUCGACGUGGUGGGCCCGCCCCAGGACGGGGGCAAAUACAGCGAGGACGAGGAGGAGGACGACGACGACGAAGAGGACGACGAGGAGGAGGGCGGCGGGCCGUGGGGCUCCCCUGCAGCGGCGGGGCCGCCAAGCGCGCAUGGGGGGGUCCCGGAGCGGCUCUCCCCCGCCGGCGCUCGGAGCCCGCGUGCGCCCGCGGGGCCGCGCCCGGGGAAAAGGCCCGCGGGCGGCGGCGGCGGCGGCGGAGGCGGCGGAGGAAAGAACCCGCUGGUGAAGCCGCCCUACUCCUACAUCGCUCUCAUCACCAUGGCCAUCCUGCAGAGCCCCAAGAAGCGGCUGACGCUGAGCGAGAUCUGCGAGUUCAUCAGCGGCCGCUUCCCCUACUACCGGGAGAAGUUCCCCGCGUGGCAGAACAGCAUCCGCCACAACCUCUCCCUCAACGACUGCUUCGUCAAGAUCCCCCGGGAGCCCGGCAACCCGGGCAAGGGCAACUACUGGACGCUGGACCCCGAGUCCGCCGACAUGUUCGACAACGGCAGCUUCCUGCGCCGGAGGAAGCGCUUCAAGCGGCAGCAGCAGCUGCACCCGCCGCACCCCGAGCUGCUGCUGCGGGCCGGGGCCCGAUCCCGCCGCCUUCCUGCCCGGCUUCGCUACGGACCCUACGGCUACAACUACGGCCUGCAGCUGCAGCUACCCCCCGGCCCCCCCGCACCACCACCACCACCCCGGCGGCGGCGGCUCCGGGGCGCUUUCCCCUUCUCGGCGCCGCACUGCCCGUUACCGGCUCCGCCGCCUCCCUCCGCCGCCUCCGUCUUCUCGGCCGCCUCCGGGCUGCCCUCGUUCCUGGGCGGCGAGCUGAACUGCAGGAAGUCCUUCUACCACCCCCAACUCAGCCCUACGGCCCUCCCCGCCGCCCUCCUCCAGACCCUCAAGCCGGACCCCACGCCCGCGGGCAGCGGAGGCACCGCCGCCGCCACCACCAACCCCUCCCGGCCCUCUUUUUCCAUAGACAACAUCAUCGGGGGGGCCGUGCCCCCGCCGCCCAGCACCAACCCCAGCGCCGCACCCGCCGCGCCCUACCCCUCGGGCCAGGCGGGCCCCCCGGCGCAGCUCCUGGCCGUGCUCAGCCCCGCCUUGGCCCCAUCGCAGCCCCACGGCGGCCUGGCCCACGAGCCGCUCCUGCAGCCCGCUCAGAACUUUUCCGCUAAAAUCACAAACGUGGGCAGCUGUCAUUUUUAAAGCGUGCUGCGGAGAGGAGAGGGAAAGGGAGAGGGGGUGGUGGUGUGUUGUGUGUGCGUGGGGGGGGGAUGUGUGGAGGGGAGAGUCGCGAACCAAACUGCCCCUUCCCAGCUCUCCCCCGGAUCUCCCCUUCCCUCUCCCCGCUCUCCUCUUCCUCCCCUCCCAGUCUCCUCCCGUUGUGUUUUAAGGUAGGAAAAAAUAUAUCUAUAUCUAUUUUUUUGUAA
This is a messenger RNA of Gallus gallus (chicken), 1697 nucleotides long. RefSeq names its product forkhead box D2 (gene FOXD2). Gene Ontology annotation, biological process: cell differentiation; anatomical structure morphogenesis; regulation of transcription by RNA polymerase II. Lineage: Eukaryota; Metazoa; Chordata; Aves; Galliformes; Phasianidae. Gene Ontology annotation, molecular function: DNA-binding transcription factor activity, RNA polymerase II-specific; RNA polymerase II cis-regulatory region sequence-specific DNA binding. The record is from RefSeq and is marked provisional.